Messenger RNA from Eubalaena glacialis (North Atlantic right whale), 2541 nucleotides. It is a transcript of the gene ANGPTL2, whose product is annotated as angiopoietin like 2. The transcript has 5 exons. NCBI's taxonomy places the organism in Eukaryota, Metazoa, Chordata, Mammalia, Artiodactyla, Balaenidae. The record is from RefSeq and is a predicted model, not a curated record. Bases 754 to 2235 code for a protein of 493 amino acids.
CUGAGUCAGAGGGGAGGCUCUCUGCCUCGGCAGAGCGCACCCGGGGCUGCCCGGGCUUUUGGGAGCCGUUGGGCCAGGGAGCAGAGCUGGCCCGGCUGCUCGUGCCAAGGAAGGAGGGGGCCCGCCGAGGCCGCCAAAGCAGGCUGGGGCGGGAGGGGCCAGGCCAGCUGGGGCCGGAGCUAGUGUGACAUCACCGGGCGGCCCGCCUCUGUCUGGGGCUGAGGGGAGGCCCUGAGCCUUUCUGGGGCCUGGGGGAUCCUCUUGCACUGGUGGGUGGAGAGAAGUGCCUGCAGCCAACCAGGGUCAGGCUGUGCUCACAGUUUCCUUCGGCAGCAUGUAAAGGCUCCACAAAGGAGUUGGGAGUUCAAAUGAGGCUGCCGCAGACGGCCUGAGGAUGGACCCUGCGCCCUGAGCAGUGCCGCCUGAGCUCCGGACCUGCAGAGCAUGGCACUGGGGCUGCUGCCAGCCCCCGCGAGAGAAGGCAGGUUGUGAGCCACCCGGCGGGACCCCGGGCCAGCCCCCGCCCCAUCCCCGGCCGGAGCCCCGCUGUGGAGGCAGAGCGGAGCGAGCAGAGGCCAGUGAGGCAGGGCUGCUCUGCGGCCGGUCCAGCCUGCGACUCAGGGAGGCCAUGGCCAGGCUGCCCCGCUGACGGCCGAGGUGAAGCAUGUGAGCAGCUGCCCCGGGAGCCAGGCAGGAGGGAAGAGGAUUUCAUAGUCUCUGCUCUCAAAGAAGAACCCCCACUUUGCAAGGACCAUGAGGCCACUGUGCGUGACGUGCUGGUGGCUGGGACUGCUGGCCGCCCUGGGAGCGGCUGUGGGCCAGAAGGAGGGCUUUGAGGGCACAGAGGAGGGCUCGCCCAGCGAGUUCAUCUACCUGAACAGGUACAAGCGGGCCGGCGAGUCCUCGGACAAGUGCACCUACACCUUCAUCGUCCCCCAGCAGCGGGUCACGGGCGCCAUCUGCGUCAACUCCAAGGAGCCCGAGGUGCUCCUGGAGAACCGGGUGCACAAGCAGGAGCUGGAGCUGCUCAACAACGAGCUGCUCAAGCAGAAGCGGCAGAUCGAGACGCUGCAGCAGCUGGUGGAGGUGGACGGCGGCAUCGUGAGCGAGGUGAAGCUGCUGCGCAAGGAAAGCCGCAACAUGAACUCGCGGGUCACGCAGCUCUACAUGCAGCUCCUGCACGAGAUCAUCCGCAAGCGGGACAAUGCGCUCGAGCUCUCCCAGCUGGAGAACAGGAUCCUCAACCAGACGGCUGACAUGCUGCAGCUGGCCAGCAAGUACAAGGACCUGGAGCACAAGUACCAGCACCUGGCCACGCUGGCCCACAACCAGUCAGAGAUCAUCGCGCAGCUGGAGGAGCACUGCCAGCGGGUGCCCGCCGCCCGGCCCGUGCCCCAGCCACCCCCCGCCGCCCCGCCUCGCCUCUACCAGCCGCCCCCCUACAACCGCAUCAUCAACCAGAUCUCCACCAACGAGAUCCAGAGCGACCAGAACCUGAAGGUGCUGCCGCCCCCUCUGCCCACCAUGCCCACCCUCACCAGCCUCCCAUCCUCCACAGACAAGCCGUCGGGCCCCUGGAGAGACUGCCUGCAGGCCCUGGAGGACGGCCACGACACCAGCUCCAUCUACCUGGUGAAGCCAGAGAACACCAACCGCCUCAUGCAGGUGUGGUGCGACCAGAGACACGACCCCGGGGGCUGGACCGUCAUCCAGAGGCGCCUGGAUGGCUCGGUCAACUUCUUCCGAAACUGGGAGACGUACAAGCAAGGGUUUGGGAACAUCGACGGCGAGUACUGGCUGGGCCUGGAGAACAUUUACUGGCUGACGAACCAAGGCAACUACAAACUGCUGGUGACCAUGGAAGACUGGUCUGGCCGCAAGGUCUUCGCAGAAUAUGCCAGCUUCCGCCUGGAGCCUGAGAGCGAGUAUUAUAAGCUGCGGCUGGGGCGCUACCAUGGCAACGCUGGUGACUCCUUUACCUGGCACAAUGGCAAGCAGUUCACCACCCUGGACAGAGACCAUGAUGUCUACACAGGCAACUGUGCCCACUACCAGAAGGGCGGCUGGUGGUAUAAUGCCUGUGCCCACUCCAACCUCAACGGCGUCUGGUACCGCGGGGGCCACUACCGGAGCCGCUACCAGGACGGAGUCUACUGGGCUGAGUUCCGAGGAGGCUCCUACUCGCUCAAGAAGGUGGUGAUGAUGAUCCGGCCGAACCCCAACACCUUCCACUAGGCUGGCCCCCCUCCUGAGCCCUCGUGGCCGCCGGGAGCCUGCCCGGCUGUGCUGGCCCAGCACAGAGAGCGCCUCCUUCCAGCUCACCUCGGGACUGGGAGGACUGUGACGCUGGACUCUGAUUUCCCAAGUCACUGCGGCAGAUAAUACAACUGAAUCGAAGCGGUAUUCUCUGUUGCUACUACUCUUCUCCACAUCGGACAGCCCCUCGUGUUUCCAGACAGGACAGGACGGCAGACAAGUCUUUCCUUAAAUAAAUUAAGCCCCAGCAAUAAAAACACAACUGCAAAACACCUUCAUAAUAUA